GCCAUCUCUAAUAAAGCAGGAAAGUUGAUAUGAAUCGUUAUCCGCUCAUUGUUGUGAAAUAAAUUGGUACUAAAAGUUUGGAGCCAUAAAUCUUCAUAGCUCAGUGUCUAUUAAGACGCAGAUAUGGAAAGUAAUAGUACUGAAAUGGAAACUACCGCCGGAGAAAUCGCGGAAACUGCACCCCCUAGUGACUCAUCACCUUCGCUUAACAUUUUAUGUGCAAUUUGCAACGAGUUUUUCCGGGCCAACGACAUCAUUUUCUCAACCACCCGGUGCGGUCAUGUAUUCCACAAGGACUGCCUCACCCGCUGGCUAAAAAGAUCCAGGACCUGCCCCCAAUGCAGAAGCACCUGCGACCGACAACGGGUGCACCGAGUGUACCUAAACUUCGCCGAGGCCCCGGAAUUUGAUGACACCGAAGUGCCCAAGCUGCCCAUCGAUUGGGUGCCCAUAGAUCUGGACGGAGGCAGCUUUCCGGAUGCCCACCUGCCGCCCGAGGGAGCGGUUCAGUGCGGCACCAACGAAGACGGGCUACCCACUUAUGUGGCCAGAGGAUACUACCACGACGAUCUCCUGCCUGCUAUUUAUGUACCGGAAAAGAAGGCUGCCUACGGUUCGCACAGCUGUAGCGCCCGAGUUCUGACCGAUGAUGUCGAGAUAUUGGUGCUCACCGACUGUGAUCACAAGUGGGUGCCCGGACAGCAUGGAUCUUAUCCGCAGGAUGCGCUAAAGACGGGCUACUCUGAGCUGGGUGAGGGCACCUACACGGGUCGCGGACUUUACGAGGGCAUCCUGCGUCUGGGCAAAGUGCAUCCCUCCCACAAGCUCAUGUACAUGCCGCAUCGUGGUCAAGAGGUGAGCGUGAACACCUACGAAGUCCUUGUGGUCACCCCACGUGACCAGGCCGAGCGAUGAUGCUGCUGAUAUCUUAAAUCUCGUAUGCCUUAUUGUAUA
Drosophila teissieri is the source of this 954-nucleotide messenger RNA. RefSeq lists its product as uncharacterized. The record is from RefSeq and is a predicted model, not a curated record. Lineage: Eukaryota; Metazoa; Arthropoda; Insecta; Diptera; Drosophilidae. The transcript has a single exon. The coding region runs from base 124 to 915 and encodes 263 amino acids.